Molecule: messenger RNA, 1044 nt
Organism: Saccharomycopsis crataegensis
Lineage: Eukaryota; Fungi; Ascomycota; Saccharomycetes; Ascoideales; Saccharomycopsidaceae
Gene: GLY1
Product: threonine aldolase GLY1
Exons: 1
Coding region: 1-1044 (347 amino acids)
Biological process (GO): glycine biosynthetic process; L-threonine catabolic process
Cellular component (GO): cytosol
Molecular function (GO): L-allo-threonine aldolase activity
Source: RefSeq, a predicted model, not a curated record
AUGGCAUCCCAAGAUUACAAAUCCCCAACCCAUAAUGACUUCAGAAGUGACACUUUCACCACCCCUUCCCCUACCAUCAUCCAAGCUGCAUCGACUUGUUCUUUAGGGGAUGAUGAUUACUACGAGGAUCCUGACACCAACGAGUUGGGGGCCUACGUUGCCGAGUUAUCUGGUAAAGAAUCCGGGCUCUAUUGCGUGUCUGGGGUGAUGUCGAACCAAAUUGGUUUGAGAAGCUUGUUGUACCAACCUCCAUACUCUAUUCUCUGUGAUAGCAGAGCCCAUGUCUACCGUUAUGAAGGGGCUGGGUUAUCAAUGCUUUCCAAUGCGAUGGUGUACCCGGUGAUCCCGUCAAAUGGACUUUACAUGACCUUGGAAGACAUCAAGAAGCACAUUGUGUUAUCUGAAGAAUACUACUUUGCUACCACAAGAGUCAUCAGUUUGGAAAACACAAUUAGUGGGGUGGUGGUGCCAAUUGAGGAAAUUGCCAGAAUUUGCGCGUGGGCUAAAACCGUUGGCGUCAAGACUCAUUUAGAUGGGGCCAGAUUGUGGAACGCCAGUGCCGCCACUGGGGUUUCGAUAAAAGAAUACUGUCAACAUUUCGACACCGUGUCUUUGUGUUUAUCUAAAGGUAUUGGGGCUCCAAUUGGGUCGGUUUUAGUUGCUGACAAAGAAACCAUUAAAAUUGGUAAGAGAUUCAGAAAACAACUCGGAGGUAAUUUGAGACAAGCUGGGGUGAUCACCUCGAUGGCCAUGGUUGCCUUGAAAAUGAAUUUCCCAAAUGCGUUGAAAUACACCCAUGAAGUCGCCAAAGAAGUUGCAGAAUUGUGUACCAAGAAUGAUAUUAAACUACUUUACCCAACAGACACCAAUUUCGUAUGGCUUGACUUUUCAGAACAACCAGAAGGAACUGCUCAGAAGUUCAACGAACUCGGAAAGAAGAACGGGAUCAGAUUAAGUGGGAACAGAAUCGGUAUACAUUAUCAAAUUUCCAAAGAAAGUGUCGAAGCUUUGAAGAGAACUAUUUUGGAACUUUACCAGAAAUAG